This is a messenger RNA of Musa acuminata AAA Group (dessert banana), 3797 nucleotides long. RefSeq lists its product as uncharacterized. Gene Ontology annotation, molecular function: phosphatidylinositol binding. The record is from RefSeq and is a predicted model, not a curated record. The transcript has 14 exons. The coding region runs from base 331 to 3435 and encodes 1034 amino acids. NCBI's taxonomy places the organism in Eukaryota, Viridiplantae, Streptophyta, Magnoliopsida, Zingiberales, Musaceae.
CAUCUCCGUCUUUCUUUUAAGGAAUGCGGGUGUCAGGUAAAGGAACCGAAAAGAACUAAAAGAAGAGCCCAACCGACGGCAGGGCGGAGGAGCUCAUCAUCACCGUCUCUCCUCUCUCAUCCCCCCCCCUCUCUCCGUCUCUCUUUUUCUCCCCGUCAAAGACGGCCACAGUGGCGGCGAAGAGGAGACGAUCUUUCCCGCGCCAGCCUCGCCCCCUCAAGGCGCCUCUCUAGGGUUUGAAGAAGAAACCCCCAAUCUUCUUGGGCUUUUCCGUCGAUCGUCUUGGGGAUCGCGGGGCGGGGCGGAGACAUCUCGCGGGCGGUCGGAACGAUGAGGGCCAUGGAGACGCUGCAAGAUCUGAUCGAGGAGGCCAAGGUUCGGACGGUUUGCUGGGCCAUCUGCGUCUUCGCCAUCUCCUAUUUCUUGUCGCAUACAAGCAAAUCGAUGUGGACAAAUGUCCCCAUUUCUGUUCUCAUACUUGUGGCCUUUCGUGUUCUUUCUUAUGAUGUCGAGCUCCGUUGGAGGGUGCGGCCAGUUCCUAAGCAAACAUAUUUGUCCCAUUUGGAAAAGAAGCAGUUACGUCUUGAAGAUUCUCGCCUUUCUAUUGUGGUGCCCACUUCAAGAUGGAAGAGGAAAUUUGAUUCACCUCUUGUUGAGGCUGCUGUUGAGGAAUUUAUUAACAAAAUUUUGCAGGACUUUGUCAUCGAUCUCUGGUAUUCAUCUAUAUCUCCUGAUAAGGAGGCUCCGGAACUAAUACGCUCCUUUGUGCUUGAUGUACUUGGUGAAAUAUCAGGAAGAGUUAAACAAAUCAACCUUGUUGACUUGUUAACAAGGGAUCUCAUUGACUUGGUAGGGAAUCAGCUUGACCUUUACAGGAAAAAUCAGUCUGAGAUAGGUGUGAAUGUUAUGAUAACUUUAUCUUCGGAGGAAAGGGAUGAAAAAUUGAAGCGUCAUCUAAUGGCUUCCAAGGAACUUCAUCCUGCUUUAUUUUCACCAGAAAGUGAAUACAAGGUACUUCAACGUAUUGUUGGAGGAGUUUUAUCCUUAGCCUUGAAACCACGAGAGGCUCAAUGCCCAUUAGUUCGGUGUCUCUGCCGAGAGUUGUUGACCUGCUUGGUUGUGCAACCUGUCAUGAAAUUUGCCAGCCCUGGGUAUAUCAAUGAACUAAUUGAAUACGUGUUUCUCAACAACAAAGAUAGCAGCAACAUGGAGGCCACAUCUGAUAGGUCGCUUAGACAUUCUGGGCAAAACACUCAAAGUUGUCAAUUGGGAUUAGUUCAAAGUGGUGGGGAAAAACUGACAGACGGUUCUGAGCAUAGCCACCCAUAUGUAUCACAGAAAGAUUCUCUAAAUCAUAUACCGCCUCGACCAGCAGACUGGGCCAUGGUGCUGGAGGCUACUACAAAAAGGAGAACUGAAGUUCUUGCUCCUGAGAAUUUGGAGAAUAUGUGGACUAAAGGAAGAAACUACCAAAAGAAGACUGCCAAUCUAAUAAAAACAGGGACACCGCAAAGAUCUGUGAACACUACUCCAGGGUGCAUAAACACUACUGUCCAAGCAGGCAGUGCAGGGAAGGAGUUAGCGACCUAUAUGAGUGAAAGUAUAAAAGGUAUAGAUGAGAACUAUAUGGUUCACUUAACACAAGGAGUGGUAAACAAUGAGCAUCAUGGUUCCUAUGAUCCAGAGAAGAGUCAAUCCAUGGAGUUGGGCAACAUCGAUGGAAAUGAAAAACAUGCCAGUAAAAGUAAUAAUAACAUUCAACUGAAACGUUCUAGCAGCACUCCUGAUAUGGAUGCAAUAUUUAAAACCAAAAGUGAUGAUGGGACUAGUUUCAAGGAGAAAUGUCACAUAGAUAUUGCCAAGCAUAAGGAAGCGCAAAGUUCCGAUGUGGUUUCCCAUAGUGAAGGAUCCUUGCAUCUUCCUAAGAUCAAAUGUCGGGUUGUUGGAGCAUAUUUUGAAAAACUUGGAUCGAAAUCUUUUGCAGUUUAUUCAAUUGCUGUAACAGAUUUGGAGAACAAGACCUGGUUUGUGAAAAGAAGAUAUCGGAAUUUUGAGCGUCUGAACCGGCAUCUGAAGGAUAUACCUAAUUAUUCAUUGCAUUUACCUCCAAAGAGGUUUCUUUCAUCCAGCAUUGAUGAUUAUUUUGUCCACCAGCGGUGUAUCCUUCUUGACAAAUAUUUGCAAGUAUGUUUUAUACCUUCACCUUGCAAUCUGUUAGUUUGGUCUGCACUUUUGUCUGGACGUCUUUCCAUUUUACUUUUGCAGGAUCUUUUGUCAAUUGCUAAUGUUGCAGAGCAACAUGAAGUGUGGGACUUUUUAAGUGUUUCUUCAAAGAACUACUCUUGUGGAAAAUCUACAUCAUUGGUGAAAACAUUGGCAGUCAAUGUGGAUGAUGCUAUGGAUGAUGUAUUUCGCCAGUUUAAAGGGUCUUCUGAUGGUCUUACGUUGAAAGUUGCCGGUACAUCACCAUCUCAUGCAACUUCUCCCUCUGUCGCUGACAAGGUUUUGUCAUCGUCCUGGAAUCCAAAUGAGAUAAGUAAACAGAUCUCUGGAUUUAGUAGCAUGGAAACUUCGCAUAGCUUGUCUGAGGAUGAAGCACAUGAUGAUGACCGAUCUACCGCUGCAAAUAAUGGAUGGCACUCGGACAAUGAGUUAAACUCGAAAAGUUUUCCACCUCGUGUUUUCAAUCGCAUCAAAGAAUAUUCAAGCUUGGAAUCUCAGCGGAUCCAAGAAUCAGAUAAGUUUGACAGGAUUGGUUCGGAUGUCUCAAAAAAUUUAUUAGCCUCUGAUAUUUUAGAAGAUCCAGUUGGAAUGCCACCUGAGUGGGCACCACCAAAUGUGAGUGUUCCAAUGUUGAAUCUGGUCGAUAAAAUAUUUCAACUGAACAGGAGAGGUUGGCUAAGAAGACAGGUGUACUGGAUUUCAAAACAGAUCUUGCAAUUGAUAAUGGAGGAUGCAAUUGAUGAUUGGAUAUUAAGACAAAUCCAUUGGUUAAGGAGGGAUGAUGUUAUUGCUCAAGGAAUUCGAUGGGUUCAAGAUGUUCUCUGGCCUAAUGGCACAUUCAUCAUUAGGCUUGGUAGCAGUCAAGGGGAGCUUGAUGAUUUUAAUAUUGAUCAGAAACCGUCUCAAAGUACAAGUGGUUCUUAUGGUGAUAAAGUCACUAGACCAAGCUCUUUUGAGGCCCAACUCGAGGCAGCUCGCAGAGCAGAUGAUGUUAAGAAAAUGCUACUUGGUGGAGCUCCGACAGCAUUAGUCAGCUUAAUUGGAUCAAAUCAAUAUCGGCGCUGUGCAAGGGAUAUUUACUAUUUCUCUCAGUCUACCAUCUGCAUCAAGCAGCUUGCAUAUAGUAUGCUGGAAAUGGUGCUUGUUUCAGUCUUUCCAGAAUUAAGUGAUGUGAUGCUCGACAUUCAUGACAAGGCACGUAAACAGUCCUAAGAAUGAUCAAUGUGAGUUCUGCUUCUUUUCUUUGCUGCAAGUGGCAUGUUUCAUACCAUCAACGUAGCUGCCACAAUACCUCAACAUGCAGAAUCAUCUCCUAGCUGCAGUCUGGUUCACCAGAGUUAUGCUUUUUCUUUGUUCUUUUACACUCGGUUGGCAUUUUUUAUGUCAACUUUCUGCUUCCAGGAAAGAAUCUUGAAUCAGGAAGUUGCAAUGUAUAUUAGGAAUCCUCUUAACGUUCUGAGAGCGAUAUGAUAAAGAAAUAAUCCUAGAAGAUCUUUGUAUAGGUAGGAUGCCUGUUACUCCUGUUGUAAAUUGCUGAGACGGAGGAUCCAAAGCUAUUCUUUGAUUGCUUUCAA